Abrus precatorius (Indian licorice) is the source of this 1512-nucleotide messenger RNA. Its product is annotated as heptahelical transmembrane protein 2. The record is from RefSeq and is a predicted model, not a curated record. Gene Ontology annotation, biological process: response to hormone. The coding region runs from base 224 to 1234 and encodes 336 amino acids. NCBI's taxonomy places the organism in Eukaryota, Viridiplantae, Streptophyta, Magnoliopsida, Fabales, Fabaceae. Gene Ontology annotation, molecular function: signaling receptor activity. The transcript has 4 exons. Gene Ontology annotation, cellular component: membrane.
GUUGACAAAAGCUUGAUGUAGAUUGAAUUUCAUUAUUUUAACAAAUCAUGGUCACAUAACCCUUGAUUCCAAUACACUAUUACCACACUAUUACCGUAGGAAUAAAAACUUUAACUGGGAGUUUAUCUUAUCUAGAAGAUUGUAAAAUUGAAUGCAGAAAUUGAUGGAGGAGGGUUUAUUCGGCGACGAGUAGAGUAGAUCUGCACGAUAACCACGAUCGAGGAUGAAUAGCCGUCACCGAAACAUCAAAUCGAAGAGAUUCGAACGCCGAUUGGUAAAGUUCGAAGAGCUACCUGAGUAUUUAAAAGACAGCGAGUUCAUCCUCGACUAUUACCGUUGUGAAUGGCCAGUCAAAGAUGCUUUGUGGAGCGUCUUCCAAUGGCACAAUGAAACCCUCAACGUUUGGACGCACCUAGGAGGCUUUCUCAUAUUUGCUGUGUUGGCAGUGAUGAGCACAACCACGCAGCUAUGGAAUUUGCUCAGAUCAUCGAGGGCGCUCAUGUUGUUUACGACCACCAUGACGGAGACAAACAACUCUUACAGUGACGAUUUCCUGGAUUUGCAUUUGAGACGCAUUAUAGACCCAUCCAUCCUUCAUGAUAUGAGAGGAUCUGGAGUAGAAAGAAUUCCUCGAUGGCCAUGGUUCAUUUUCUUAGCUGGAGGAAUGGGUUGUCUUGCUUGCAGUUCUCUUUCCCAUCUUCUGGCCUGUCACUCCAAAGACUUUAGUCUAUUUUUCUGGCGUCUAGACUAUGCUGGCAUUUCUCUUAUGAUUGUCUGUUCCUUCUUUGCUCCAAUUUACUAUGUGUUUUUCUGCAAUCCUUAUGCAAGGUUACUCUAUUUGGGGUCAAUAUCUGUGCUUGGACUCCUCGCUAUUGUUACCCUACUUGCACCUUCACUUUCUGCACCUCGGUUCCGACCAUUGAGAGCCUCUUUAUUCCUUUGCAUGGGCUUUUCAGGUGUGAUUCCCGCAGCUCAUGCUCUUGCCCUGCAUUGGGGCCAUCCCCAUAUAUUUGUUGCACUUGGUUACGAGCUUACUAUGGCCAUUCUAUAUGCUGUUGGAGUUGGCUUUUAUGUUAGUAGAAUACCAGAGCGUUGGAAGCCUGGCGCAUUUGAUAUUGCAGGGCACAGCCAUCAAAUAUUUCAUGUUUUUGUUGUUCUUGGGGCACUUGCUCAUAGUGUUGCCACACUUGUCAUAUUGGAUUUCCGACUGGGAUCGCCAACCUGUGCGUAUUAACCAGUUAACAAUAAGCUGUUUGUUAAAACUCCUGACAGCAAAAUAAUUAGAAUUUUAUUAUGUUGGUUUUCCUUUUGCAUGAAUUGCAAAUAUAACUGUUGCAUGAAAUGGCUGGUCGUGACAGAUGAGAGUGCAGUUAAACUUUCUCAGCAGAGUAGUAAUGCUGUGUUUUAAACAAUUCAGAUUUAAUUCAGACAACCCAUUCAUUAGAAUCUUGAAACAAAAUGUAAUAACAGAAAAAACCAUGAAGACCAUUAAAAUGGUUUUAAAGGGGACCU